GUGGGAUCGGACGUGUUUUCAAAACCACAGCAAAGCGAUGUAAAUACAUCAACCGCAAGACAACUGCCUACUGUCCAGCGACUAUUGCGAAGAAAUCGGAGCGUUUCCUACCGGGAUAGUAUGCUCUGAGCCUGUGAGUCUUUCCCUGGACGCAGGACUGUGAGCACCUGGGUGCUGAACGGAGAGGAGAGCCAGAGACUCCGGUCUGGGGUCGGAAGCGCAUCCCUGCGAUCGGAUUCGGAAGAUCCCUUCUCUCGGUUGUGAGAGUCUUGACCCGCCCCCCUAACCCUGCCCCCUCCCCCCCCCCCGCAACAUGGCUUCCAAACCGCACGCCCCCCUCAUGAAGAAGCACAGCCAGACCGACUUGAUCAGCCGCCUGAAGACCCGCAAGAUCCUGGGCGUCGGUGGGGAGGAUGACGAUGGCGAGGUGCACAGGUCAAAGAUCAGCCAGAUGCUGGGGAAUGAGAUCAAAUUUGCUGUGCGGGAGCCUAUGGGCCUCAGGGUUUGGAUCCUCAUAUCAGCCAUCGUCUUCACCACCAUGGCUUUAAUGGCAUUGGUGUUUCCGAACCAGCUGUACGAGGUGGUGUUUGACAAGGAGCUGUCUGUUACGAGUGUCUCCAUCCGACUGUACGGAGGAGCCCUGCUCAGUAUCUCCUUAAUCAUGUGGAACGGUGUUUACACGGCUGAGAAGAUCGUUAUCCAGUGGACUCUGCUCACAGAGGCCUGCUACUUUGCUGUGCAGUUUUUGGUGACGUCAGUCACCCUGGUGGAGUUGGGCUUCGUGUCGAACGCCGCCGUCCUCCUCCUCCUCAGCCGCCUGCUCUUCCUCUCCGUCAGCCUGUCGUACUACUACCACCUGGGCCGGCGGCCCAAGAAGAUCUGAGGGGCCGGAGGCCCCCCGGGGCGGGGGGCGGGGACGAGUGUUGGGGUUACACUGUACAGAGAGUGUGGCAGCACCAUUGUCUAAAACGUCCAAGCCCCACCCACCCCUCCCUCGCCCUAUCCUAUCAGGACCAAGUGUGACCACAGGCCCCCCCCCUCUUUUUUUACACUGCCUCUCUGAUACAAAUCCAAAAAUAACCCCCCCCCCCCCACCUACCCACACACUGUCUUUUAGUAGAUUAAGUUAACAGUCUUGUUGAUUGAUAGUAUUAGGAGGUGGGCGGAGCCUUUCAGAGAAUGGGGUGUCCAUCAUGUUGUCUCCGCCCACCCCCUGCUAGUCAUGUGACUCAGUGUGUUACUGUAAGAGCAGGUAGGCUGGACUCUGGCACUGUGUAUGCAGGACUCUGUGUGUGUGAUAAACUCAUUCAAUAUGGAUUGUGUGUGUGUGUGUGUGUGUGUGUGUGUGUCUGUGAAGAGCACGGUUGCCCACGGUACUUUCCUUCCCACGCCUGGAAGGCAGCCGGUUCAGCUCAGCCAACCACAGAUUAUGUGCACAUAUUUCUUUGCAGGCAGGCUUUCCUCAAUGCAAUUUUAUGAAAGCUUAUCAUUAUCUAUGUUACUGUGCUAGCUUGAUUGCUAAUCUGUCAUUAUUCGUUUUCUUGUUCUACAAGCUGCUGCCUUCCAGGCUUAACUGAGGGAAGGAAAGUACCUUGGGCUACAUGGUUGCUAAGGAGGUGGCUUCCUGUCACAUGACCUCAGGACUAGGAGCUCCUCUUUUAUUUCGGGUCAUUUUGUAGUUUGUGGUGUCUGUUUCCACUUGGGUGUAUUUAGGUGAAUCAUCCACACACACACACACACACACGCUCAAAACACACGUCCCUCUCCCUGAAGUGAAAUGAGCUGUAUUGUGUAAGUCUUCGUGUGGACGCAGUAUUGAGGAGGAAUGGGAUUUUAUGAUUUUAUUUAAACUAAGGAAACCACACUCCUAGCCCUCAUUUGAUCUGGCACAGUAAUUCCACGACUGUGGAUAAAAACAGUCAUGAGCAAAGCCUGAAUUUAGGGUUUUAUUCUAUUAUUGGUGUUGAACACUUGUCCCCCACCCAAACUUAGACAGCUCAGGGAAUCUGCUCUUUGUAAUCUAUCACUACUGCCUGAUAACAACGAGAGGAAAAACACCUGGGGGUCAAAUAUGUACCUGAAAUACUUUAACUCAGUGCUCCCCAUGACCUGGUCAUGACCUUUGGGGGGGGGGGGCACAGAGAAAUAACAGAGGCAUCUGUGAGGGUUGAUGGACAGUGUUUGUGUGUCUGUUUGUGUGUAGUGGGUGGGAGGACUUCAAACAAAUUACCAAAGGAAAUAAAUGAAAGCAUUUGGGAAGCACUGCUUAACUCUUUAUAGAUGCUGUUAACAUUCCUAAAACUUAAAGAAAACCUGUUACUAAACAAUUUGUACAAUCAUGGAAAAAUGUUUUGUUAAGAAUACUAGAAAUGGAUGCUUUUUGGAAAACUGAGUAAUGUGGAGAAAUUGAAAUGAAUGCCAUGCAGUGGGUUUUUAAAGUAUUUCAGUUAAUCAUAUGACCCAGGUCUGAAAGGAACUAAAAUGGUGUCCAUACAGGAACACUACAAGAGUGAGUGAUGGUAUCAGAGCAAAAAUUUCAGAGAUACAGAGGCUUGUUUUAAAUUAUGUUCAAAUUAAUUACUCCUGCUACCCUGACGAUUAUGCCCAAUGGUCUUUUAGGAGACUCCUACAUUCUGCAUGCUCCCUCUCCCCCCAUCACAUGCAUGCACCUGUCAGUCCGGUUCUUUAGAGACUUGUGUUGAGGUUGUAAAAUCGCCCUGGCUUACCCCCUGACAAGCACAGAGCAUGUUUGGUGUAGCACAUUGAAACUCGCACAACCUGUAUAUUCACAGAUUAGAUUAGCAAACUUUUCAAACAGAGCAUAUCCGUAGUAUUGCCUUAACAAUUUUAAUGUGAAGAUACAGUGUUUUAUAUGUGUCCAGUGCAGUGUAAAUAUCGCCAAUCGCAGCAUUAGUUUUAUUUAAAGAGCAGGACAGCAGACAUUCAGCAGUGUGUGCAGUAAUCAGUCUUUAACAGUGGAUGUAGUUUUCAGUGAUUCUUCAACAGGUCAUUACAUUUUGUUUUGUAAAGAUCUUAUCGUUGUUGUUUCGGGGACAGAAUUUUGAACACCAAAUCCGGUGCAUUAAAGUAGCAUAGAUGAGUUUUGAGGUUGUGAGAUCGUGUGCUCGAUUUCCUGUGAUCAAAUUUCUAUAACCAGGAGUCAAAAUGAAAAUUAGGAUGGGGGGUGUGUAGCUCUCAUUUUGCUGGUUUCUUUCACCCAUUGUGGGCCACAGAUGUUCUCAUUUGUACAACAGGUGUGCCAAUCAGAAAUGUCAAGUCCUGUCUCCAUAUAAAGCAUAAAUGUUUCCUUUUGUCAUUCUGUCAGAACAGCUUCUAGAAAAGCAGUUGCAUAAAACGCAUGGUUUAAGUAGUGAUUUUUGCACUGUAGGGGAGGGUGACCACUCAAAAGAGAGACAUUUUAAAUCCACAUUUUCCACAAAACAUCCCUGUAGGAUGAUGAUGUUAGUGCUGAGGUUUAAAAAGAAGAGAAGGCUGCUUUCUUCUGUAGUUUUUGGCUGUGAGCAGACGUUUUUCCAUUUCUAUGCUCUCUUUGUUUAAGACACUCCUCAGCACAUUGCAGAGGGUUUUGCAGUUGCUUUAAUUGUUGCUACAAGCUACGGCGAUGUUGUAAAGAUGUAACCCAAUGUUAAACUGUUUCAGGUAAAAAACGGUCACCUGCUACAAAUCUGUCUCAUCAGGCCUCCAACGCUUCCUGGAAAAAAUAUAAAUUGAGUGUGUGAAUGCUGUUCAUUUCUUUUUUUUUUCUUUUUUUUAAGAGAUCAUAUUCCAAUUCUACUUGAAAGGAAAGUGGUUACUGUAGAUUCGCAUUGUUUUGCUUUGUUCUGAAAAAUAAAUUUACAUAUUGUACCUGCUUUUGGAAAGUCUCAA
Messenger RNA from Conger conger (European conger), 3888 nucleotides. Its product is annotated as tumor protein p53-inducible protein 11-like. NCBI's taxonomy places the organism in Eukaryota, Metazoa, Chordata, Actinopteri, Anguilliformes, Congridae. The transcript is spliced from 8 exons. The record is from RefSeq and is a predicted model, not a curated record. The coding region runs from base 314 to 883 and encodes 189 amino acids.